Molecule: messenger RNA, 1083 nt
Organism: Gossypium raimondii (Peruvian cotton)
Lineage: Eukaryota; Viridiplantae; Streptophyta; Magnoliopsida; Malvales; Malvaceae
Product: dynamin-related protein 3A-like
Exons: 4
Coding region: 125-682 (185 amino acids)
Molecular function (GO): GTPase activity; GTP binding
Source: RefSeq, a predicted model, not a curated record
ACUGAGGUAACAUCUUGGUGGUAGACUUGGGUUAAUUUUCUUUAAAGGGAAAAAAAGAGGAAAGAAGUGUAAACAUCUGGAAAUAUGAACCAUGCUUAUCAUUUACUUUUUAUGCACUUAAUCUAUGAUGGCAUUUUGGCAGGGAAAUCAUCUUCGGUCAAAUAAUGGGCGACCUGUAUUAACUGGUGGCAGUUUAUCUACAAGGAGUUGGGGCAUUUCUUCAAUAUUUGGGAGCAAGGCCUCAUCUAGAGGGACUGCAGCUACUGAAUCUCCUGAAGAAACUCUACAUGAUGCAGAGAAUAUGUCAUCAACAAUCCAACUGAGAGAGCCUCCAUCAAUCUUAAGACCACUUGAAAUGUCAGAGAAUGAAGCUACAGAAAUAAUUAUCACCAGAAUACUUAUGAAAUCCUACUUUGAUAUAGUCCGUAAGAACAUUCAAGACUUAGUGCCAAAGGCUAUAAUGCAAUUUCUGGUAAUACUGUUUCGUUUAACUCUCCUGUUAGUCAAGUUUAAAGUUAUUAUUCUGACAAAUCUAAAAUAUUUUCCCCCUUUUUAUCAGUUCAGGUCAAUCAUACAAAAGGAAACCUUCAUAACACUUUUAUACAAAUACUGUACCAGAAUACAAACUUGGGUAUUGAUGCUAGUCCCGGAUGACCAAAUUCUCCCGAAUCACCAACGGUAAGAGAAGUUCAUCUUGUAUGUUGUCAUCCAGCGAGCCCAGAGCUCGGAAACUACUCUAUCCAGAAGAGCCACCAUUGUGUUUCAGCUCCAAUGUUGGACUCCGCUACUAGUUGGUUAGAAUGCACGUCUCAGUUCCCAGAUCCCACUGAUUGAAUUUGGUGCCUAGCCAGGGGAUUAAUGCAUCUCAUAAGUGAUAGGCUUGUUCCUAGAUUACAGUUUACAUAGCUUCAUACGUUCUAGCAGCGAAGUUUGGUUAACUGGAUUUGCUAUGUCAAUAUUGUUUUUAUGAGAGUGUUUCAAUUUUGCCCGUCACUAGUUGCGAGAAGAGAAUUUUCAUUUCAUUUUUCUUUAGGCAUCCAUGUUCAAUCAUUUGUAUUUGAUUAAUAUUCGAACGUGAGUGAG